AUGGCAGUCCUCAAACCAAUUCCUGGGACGGACUAUUUUCUGUGGAAAUUCGUCCCUUCACGGCCCGCUUCGAUAGCACUUAUCUUUGUGUUCCUCGUCACAACGAUUUUGCAUCUUUGGCGAAUAUACAAGUUUCGCAGCUAUUUCUGUAUUGCUUUUACGCUUGGUUGUCUUUGCGAAGUCUUAGGUUAUGCAACUCGAGUAGUCGCCUAUGAUAAUACCGACAGCAUCGCCAUUUACGCAGUUCAAUCGAGCUUCCUCGUACUUGCGCCUGUUUUCUUCGCAGCCUCAAUCUACAUGACACUCGGCCGGAUCAUACGAUGCGUCAAGGGGGAGCACUUAUCAAUAAUCCGCCUCACUCGAAUAACAAAAACAUUCGUCUGGGGAGACUUCUUUACGUUGGGAAUACAAGGAGGAGCUGUGAAUCUGACGACGAAGGACAAGACAGCCAAGCUAGGAGAAAAUCUUGUAGUCGUUGGUUUGUGCAUGCAGCUGGCUCUCCUUGGAUUCUUCUUUUUAACGGCAGCCGUGUUUCACAAACGUCUUAGAAAACAACCAACGAUUGAAUCUACCACCACCAAUAUAUGGAAAAGUACACUCUACAUGAUAUAUGUCGUCAGUGCUCUGAUCUUCUUGAGAUCUGUUUUCCGCGUCAUUGAGUUCCUUCAGGGGACGGACGGAUACUCGUUGCGUAAUGAAUGGACGCUUUAUGUGUUUGACGCGGCGCCGAUGUUUGUGGUCACUUUGAUAUACUUUUGGUGGUAUCCUGGCUUUCUCUUGCAGACUCAAGAGGGCGAGGAACGCUUUGACAAAUAUCAGACCCACAAAUUAUCUUGGCGCGUCUGUGAUGAAGCCCACCCUACAUGUUCGAAUUGUCGGACCGCUGAGAAACUGUGCUCGUUUUCGCAGGGGAGUGUGGGGAGUAGUCCUAGUGAUUUUGAGUUUGUCGGGGGUGAGAAAGAUGGGAGGAAGGAUGAGAGAGGGAGGGUAGGUGUGGGGGGAACGAAAGAUGGGAGGGAUGUAGGUGAGAAGGUUAAUAUGUUGCAUCUGGAACUAUUCCGGAAUCUCACGAGGGGGAACCUGGGAAGUUUGUCCGGGAAUGAGAAGGAGGGGAGUGAAAAUUUUAAUGCGUGGCUUGAUACGGUGCUUAAGUACGAUUUCUCAUACCCCUAUCUCAUGUACGAAACCCUCGCCAUAUCCGCAUUUCACCUAAGCACCAUCCACCCAGAAAAGGCAUCUCUCUACCUCCGCGAAUCAGCGAGUCUCCAGGCGCAAGCCCUCGCAUUGUUUAAUACCUCUAUCUCCGUCGAUAAUCCGGAUAAUAUCAUCCCUUCCUUCCUGUUCUCCAGCGUCCUGGGGCUGCAUUUCUUCUGCGAGACAUUCUCAUCCCCCAGAACUGAUUUGAAUGACUUUCUGGACCGCUUGGUGCAGAGUAUUAAUUUACUAAGAGGGGUUUUGACGCUGAUAGGCGAUCAAUGGGAGACGAUUAAGAAUUCGGAUAUCAGAUGUCUCCUAGCCAUCGAAGACGACGACGUCGUCGACCGAAACGAUCACGUAACCCACGCAUUCGAAUCCCUCCUCUCACGCCUCUCUUCCUCCCCAACACUCACGCCUGACGAACUCGCCAUCUGCACUGAAGCCGUCACGCAACUCGUCUGGGUCUACAACUCCCAGCCCGCGAUCAUGGAUGGUAAGCGUCCGGACGCGCGAAUGGUGGUUACGUGGCCGAUCAAGGUGUCUGCUGAGUUCACGCGGUUGCUGGAUGAGCGGAAACCCGAGGCGCUGGUUGUGCUGGCGUAUUUUUCGAUUGUGCUGGAUGAGAGGAGGAGUUUUUGGGCGGUUGGGGAGGCAGGGAAGGAGUUGUUGAGGGCCAUUGGGGAGUUUCUUGGGGUGGGGUGGAGGGAGUGGUUGAGGGUUCCUAGGGGGAUGGUUUUGGGUGAGGAUGGGGAGGGGGAGGAUACGGAGAUGGUGUCUGCUUGA
Messenger RNA from Glarea lozoyensis ATCC 20868, 1980 nucleotides. RefSeq lists its product as uncharacterized. Gene Ontology annotation, cellular component: membrane. The record is from RefSeq and is a predicted model, not a curated record. NCBI's taxonomy places the organism in Eukaryota, Fungi, Ascomycota, Leotiomycetes, Helotiales, Helotiaceae. Gene Ontology annotation, molecular function: DNA-binding transcription factor activity, RNA polymerase II-specific; zinc ion binding. Gene Ontology annotation, biological process: regulation of DNA-templated transcription. The transcript has 5 exons. Bases 1 to 1980 code for a protein of 659 amino acids.